GCGGACCACCUUUUGGCUCUUCUCUUUUUUUUCAUCGUGCAGUGUCUGUGACACAUUAUCAACACCGAGAUGUCUUCGUUUUCGAGCCAUUGAGAAGUGUCGUAGUGGCUCUGCCGCCGUCACCGCUGCCACCGCCUCCUCGGGGUGGCAGUCGAUGGCGAUGCGAUGCUCUGCGCCCUGUGGUUACUGGCCAGGCGUUGUUCUGCGUUUUGCAGCGGGCUUGCAGGCGUCUUACCUUUCAGAUGGGAUUCGAGGCCAUCUCAGCUCACCGGGCAUCAUCAACUCAAGGUGGCCACAUUGGGACACGUUUUUGACGAUGGAUGUAUUUGGCAGAACCUUACGCACAAGAGGCCAAGGACCCGCCCAACAGCGUCCUGUCCUGCAAGACGAGUAGCUUCCUCAAUUGAUAUGCCGUUUGAUCCUGUCAUGGACCGGCUUGGGGAUGUGUGCCACGGCUUGCAGCGGAGACGACCAUCGGGUCCGCUUUAUGUUCCCCUGGAGCUCGUGAGGUCAAAGAACGAAAACGUUUCAAAUUCCCAGAAGCUGUGCUAUCCACUCUCAUAUCCCAAAAAUUUCGAGAUUGUUGCACGACUUAUAGAAGCAUCGCGAUUGUGGCACCACAGGAAACCAGUUUGCCAACGGACUUGCGAAAAGAUUCUAGACCAGCUGACAAGUUGGACGAGCCGUCAUCAUUCGAGCGGAUUUGUAUACCUCCUAAGAGGCUGACGGUCUUUACCACCGCGGCCUCGCGAAGUGGCUCAUUUUAAGGCGAGCCACCGCCCGAGGAGAGACGUCCAACUAUCCUCGAGGCCGAGAAGCUAGGCGAAAAUACUAAGACGCGGAAGGCUGAGCGCCAGUUACAAUUGGAUUACCGAGCUGUCAGCAACAAACGUCAAACUCCUAUAGCACAGUUAUCAAGUUGAAGGGUGAUUGUGGAGGAAGGCGAGGUUGAAAGAAUUUGCUGAUACUUGUGUACAGGGAGUCGUUGAAGACUCAGGGGCAAGAAACAAGCGAGCGAGAAGAUAGAUCAAUAAGAAAGUGGAAAGAAAGAGAGAGCGGUAACAAAUUAAAAUCAACGAAGGCAAAAAAGAAAAACAACAGAGUCGAUAUUUCAGCGUCAGCCUGGGCUGGAGUCGACGCAGCAGAGUCUCAACGAGAAAUACAAAUUGGGUGGUAUUCCACCUGGGAUUCUCAAAGUCAACCUACAGCUGAAUCUGAGUCACAGCUAAUCAGGUACUUUUGCUUUCCUUGCCCCUCACCUUGCCCCUUCGUCUCUCUGCAUAUGGCGGCUCUCUGGGUCCUGGGCGGGGUACAAAUGCUUACUAUACGGUGCGGGUCAUGAUCAAGUUAUAGUGUGCAAAGGCGUGUUUGAAGUAUUUAGAGUCUGCAUUAAACACUGCGGGACUCGGAUUCUGAGUUUGACUUUCUUUCUCAUUCUGUUCCUUUCUCAUUCUGUUCCUUUCUCAUAUGCUUCUGCUACUGCUUCUGGAGUAGUCAUUACAGUAUUGUGUUGUGCUUGUACCUUUUCAUGCCGUUGUAGGUGCCAGGCGCUCCAGCUCUCGGUGGAGUCACCUCGUACCUGCCGCAUCACCCUGUGGUAUCCAAAUUGACAGGAACCCUGGAACUGGAUACUUGAAAGGUUGACGGUUAGAUUGAACGGUGGGCUGGGUACCUAUGUAUCUCACCUCCCAAUUUAUGUGACCUGCCUCUUGGCUACCUUUGCCCAGCCAACCUCAACAGUGACUGGGAAUAUUGACGUGUCCCACCCACAAGGUCAGCUAGAGCUGGAGUAGGAGCAUCUUGAAGGUUGAGAAAUCAGAAGUCACGAUCCAGUACUUUCUCGUCUCAUCUCUCGUCUCUCAGCCUCCUCUGGUUGCGCCUUCCUGGUGGCGGUGGGAGCGGCAGCCUUGUCUCCUCCCCUCCUGCCGUCUCCUCAUCUCGCCGAGGUUCCCUGUCCGCCUCAUGUUUUGUCCUCCGCCCAUCUCUUUCCGAAUCUGUUACCAAAAUCCAAAAUCCUUUCCGACACUCUCCUUUUGCUCUCCUCAGACACUCGUUUCUUUCUACGUGGGGCCGAUCUCAAAAGCGCUCGCGGCUUGGCCAUUAAGGCUCUGGUCCAUUGGAUUAAUUGCUGAUCACCUGUCAACUCAGCGAUCUCGGCUCGGCUCCAAUUCCCAGCUUGCGCCUCCACGUUGUACCGCAUUCGUUCUCUUGGAAUAGACUCAAAUCAUGGCUCUGAACGCUCCCGAUAGCGUAGGUCUUCCCUCCUUCCCUCCUAUCCUCCAUACUACCACACACGAUCAUGACUCCAACCUCGAGGCGAGGUCCAGUAUCAUCUAGUCAGAGUGAUUAUCAGGCACAACUACUGACCUUGAUAUACCUAGGUUCGGGUUGCCAUCAAAAGCAUCCACUACGCGUAUUCUGCUGUAGUCUUCUUAUACUUCCUUUUGGCUCUGACCAUCACCGUCUGCACCUUGCAGACUCAACGACUUCGGAUCCGUGACGAGCAAGUUCGCCGUAAUGUUUUAUUGGGCUUGAUAUUCGUGGUUGCUGGCACAUACGUACGCGAUUUCACAUUGUCAAUUCACCCCUCAGUUCUUUACUGAUAAACCGGUAGCUUUCUGAAUCAAUCGAUGUGCUGAGUCAUGUUAUUGCAGCCUCUUCCCAAUGGUAUCCUGGGCAAGAUAGAGUAGUAAGUGACUCUCGUAUUUUGGAAAUAAUUUAUGAGUUACUUAUGUAUUGAUCCUGGCAGGUUUACCUCAUAGCUUCGACAAUCGCUUUCGGAAUUCAAGCUCUGGCUCUGACGGACGCAAAAUUCCCUGUUUGGUACCCUUACUACGGAACCUGGUUUAUUGGGGUUACUGUUGAACUAACCUUGGUCAUCCUCCCGAACGUCUACCAACCCCCCGCAUCAAUCUUUGACUACUCCAUCAUCUUCAUAAAAGGUGCCAGAAUUGCAACGUUUAUAGCCCUGAUCGUACUAUAUUUCACCUUGCGAAACGACCCCAAAGAAUACGAUAAUGCUGAUGCAGAAAGACAAUCCCUGUUGAGAAAGAAGCUUGCUCCCAAACCAUCGAGCUCUGAAGAUUCUACAAACGGAUAUGGCACCACUACUGCCCAGGAAUCUGACGGCGAGGAGGACGACGAUGACACAUCAAAAGAUUCAUGGCUUAAGCAACAAAAGGAGGCUCAGGAGCUGAUUCAGAAACGCUUGAAGCAAGAUGGUGACUGGUUCACCUACGCUAAAGGGUUUGCCGUGAGUUGUUCCAAGCGAUCGAGUUUUCCCAUGCUAAUCUGCUUGUAAGGUCUUCUUUCCAUAUGUCGUUCCAAUGCAUGACCGACAUCUUCAGUUCAGGGGAUUUCUUGUGAUACUAUGCUUGUUGGCCACCAAUGCUUUGAAUGUCCUCAUACCCAAUCAAUUAGGCGUGAUGAUUGACAGUCUCACCAAAUACGUUGGAGGCGGUAGGUAGUCCAGUUGUCCAGCUCCUAUUUUGGCAUUCUACUAACUACCAUAGAACCGGACCAUAACAUUUGGCUUCCCGUGGCAGUUUAUGCUGUCUACCGUUUCAUCAACAGCAGCGCAUGCAUCGGUUGGCUUCAAAAGUGGCUCUGGAUGCCAGUUGAGCAGUAUUCAUAUGACGCACUUAGUACAGCUUCGCAUGCCCAUAUCAUGACCCUCUCAUCGGAUUUUCAUGAUAGCAAAUCAAGCUCUGACCUGAUCCAGGCUCUCAACGGUGGUAGAUCGGUUGCCGAUCUCUUAGAAAGCAUUUGUUUCAGCGUCAUACCCAUGUUCAUCGAUCUUGCAAUUGCCUUUGGGUAUCUCUGGUCUAUGUAUGGCCCAUACAUGGGUUUAAUGAUGGCAUCAACGGCAAGUACUUACCUAUACGUUACGACAAAGCUGGUAAGUAUGCGGGCAGGCAAGCGUCGAAAGUAUAUCGCCGUCGUGCGUAAAGAAUGGCAAGUUGGAUAUGACUCUAUGGAUGGAUGGGUUACUGCUAGUGUAAGUUCACAUUAUGGUCCAACUGGAAUACAAAUUGAAUCUGUUUUAGAUGUUCAAUAUGCUUCCGUACGAAAAGGAGAAAUAUGGGUCUGGUAGGUGAUCUGAGGAGUUCUAACCUAGUUUGAAAGCCACUUGCUAACAGUGAAAAGCUGUUCGAGAUCACCUGAAAGCCAAAUACACCUAUGAGAUGUCCUCACAGUCAAUCAGUGCUGCUCAAGGUCUUGUCAUGACCGUAGGUCUCCUGGGAGCUCUCUGGCUUGGCGCUUAUCAAGUUGCUUUCGAGGGGCAGUCGGUUGGGAAAUUCACAACAUUGCUUGUGUACUGGGCACAGCUUGCAAGUACGUCAUUAUCAAGAUCCUGGAGUUUUCGUUCAUGCUGACUUCAGGGAGAUCCUCUGGUUUUCUUUAGCACGAUGUUCAAGACAAUAUCAUAUAGUUUAAUGGAUGCGGAACGCUUACUCGAACUAUUCCAAACAAAGCCUUCGAUUUCAGAUUUGCCAAGUUCCAAGCAGUUGAAGCUAGAUAAAGGUUUGGUCAAAUUUGAUCGCGUCGAAUUUGCUUACGAUGACCGAAAACCAACACUAAAGAAUGUCAGCUUUACUGUUCCCCCUGGAAAAACUGUAGCCCUGGUCGGUCAAACAGGCGGUGGAAAGUCAACCAUCCUAAAAUUGAUUGAUCGAUUCUAUGAUGUCAAAGCUGGAAGCAUAUCUAUCGAUGGCCAAGAUAUUCGUGAUGUCACUCUAAGCAGGUAUGCAUCCCUAGAUCGAUUGAUUUCUUGAUUCAGCUGACUCUUUUAAGUCUCCGAGAAAAUAUUGGAGUUGUCCCGCAAAAUCCCACGCUCUUUGGGGACUCGAUAAUGAACAACGUACGCUAUGCCCGUCUUUCUGCUACUGAUGAGGAGGUCUAUGAGGCUUGCAAAGCUGCCGCUAUUCAUGAUAAGAUUAUGUCUUUUCCGGAUGGCUACCAAUCUUUUGUCGGGCAUCAGGGAGUGUAAGUACUCGUCUAUAUUAUUUGGAUAGAUUGCUGACGUGAAGCGAAGAAAAUUGUCUGGUGGCGAGAAGCAACGUCUUGCAAUAGCUCGUGCUAUCCUCAAGCAACCGGAAAUCAUUCUUUUGGACGAAGCUACCAGUGCUGUUGAUACUGAAACAGAGCAUCUUAUCCAAGAAGGGUUUAGAACUCUAUGCCGUGGCCGAACCACUUUCAUCGUAGCGUAAGUCUUGAAUUGCUGUUCUGUUUAGAUGAAGGCACUAAUACUAUCAGACAUCGUCUUUCAACAAUCAUGAAGGCAGAUCACAUUCUUGUUGUAAUGAAUGGCGAAAUCGUUGAAGAGGGUACACAUCAAGGUUUGAUUCAAUCCCGGGGGAAGUAUCAUGAGUUGUGGUCAAAACAGAUAUUUGUCAAACCUUCUAGCGAGCGGUCCCGAUCUCGGAGCCCCGAGAAGAAAGAUAUCAACAUGAUCAACGAUCUCAGCCCAGACAAACAAAAGGCAGAAAUGCUCAAGGCAAAGGCAGCUCCGGAAUCCAACGCGUCUGCUACCGAUAAGAACAAGAAAGAUGAUGUGAAGAAAGGCGAAGUUGGACAUCAGCGAGAGGUAAGCACAGCAGAAAUCUAAUCCCUUGGGAUGUCCACCGCAACGGUCGCAUAGUUGCUUCCAGUAUAUUGUUGCCAAAGAAUUAUGGACCAAAUUCAAAUAGACUCAGUCGAAGUUUUCAUCAAAUUACACAAUUAGCAGCCGCUCCAUUCUUGUUGAUCCACAUGUCAUUUUCACGCUGUUCUUGAAGGCUGGGUGUAUAUAUAUCCAAAGUCCUCUAACACACACAGGGCUCCAAAUUGAAACCUGACGCGCCUGAGUUUGUCCCGCUUCGCUCUAAAGCUGAAUCGGAAGCGCUCUCGCCUUUAAAGCCAACAACAUCCAAGGAGGCUAUAAAAGCUCAAAAGAAAGUUGAAAAGGAGGAGAAAAAAGCCGCAAGCUUGAGCAAGAAGACUGCAAAAAAGGCUAGGUUUGAAAAUACAGGUAUAUCUUGACGUAUUGUUAUACGUUGAUUGACUCUAAUGAAUUCCAGAUGGCACCAAAGAAGUUGAAAGUUCUGAAUCUGUUCCUUCUCAUGAAAUAUCCACCGAAGCAGAAUCCACGACCGACAAGCCAAAAUCGAAACGGUCCAGAAUCGCCAGGAGGCACGUGGCAAAGAGCGAACCAGCUAGUAAACUCCAGGAUUCCGUCGACGGUGGUCAGGAUUCGGACAUAACAGUAGUCAGUUCUGGAGAAGGUCAACCCCUCUUACAGGGUCCUCCAUCUGUAAGCAUACUUGCGUAUAUGUGCAGUCCUUUUGACUGAUACAUUUAUAGCAACGACGUCGUGUCUCGGCCCCCAGUGAUCCCCCUACAGGUUCUCAAGAUUCCAAGACUGGCCGUAGCCGCAGAACUCGGCAUUGGCGCCUGAGAAACCGUGCUGCUGAAAAUUCAGCAUCUGGAGCAGGAUCAGGGGUCGGCAGUUCCUAUGAGACGUCCGGUGAUGAUGCCAAUUGUCUGCCUGCACCCGUCACAUCGCCUGCUGGAGGAGUUGUUGCUACAAAUUCUAAUUCAGUCCGUUUUGCUGCCGGCUCGUAGGCUUCUGGUUCUAUACUAAUUUUCUUGCUGUAAGUCACUGUAGCGUUUUCAAUUACCAUCAGAUAACUGAAACUUUACCAGAUCAACUUCGCGUAUUUCAUGAAUUACCAAUAUCACGGCUGGCUGUUUGAACACGACAAACUGAUAUCCACCAUCAUCGUUUACGGCUUCAUGUCCAGGCCUUGCAUCUAAUUACAGUAAUCAAUGCUUCUAUAAUAACUUUUUCUUUCCCUCCUCUUACAGCGGCCUUCGAAAUGCAAAAUCGAUAUUAUUUGGAUCACCGAAUGUUAGAUAAUUACUACUAGAGUUGUUGGGAUUGGGUGGUUUUCAAUUUGUGGUAUGCGCCGUUGCAUUAUCUCUUCUUUCUUUUUGCAUUUCUAGAUGUGUUGACGGAGCGAGCGAUUAUCAACCCUCACUUGAGAUUGUGACACAUUUAUUCUGGUUUGGCAUUCUGGGUUGGCUUUGUGGCUCUAGCAGAAAAGUCGAGGGUGGGAUUUUAUUACGUUUCUUUUCUGUAUUGUCGAAUGGGUACGAAGGAAGUGAAAAUCCAAGGUCGGAGUCUCUUACUAGCUUGUAUUUGUUUGUCGGCAGUGCUAGAAUUGAUUUUCUCGUGGUAGAAUUAUUGAAUUGGAAGCCUUUUAUCCCGG
Hymenoscyphus albidus is the source of this 7250-nucleotide messenger RNA. Lineage: Eukaryota; Fungi; Ascomycota; Leotiomycetes; Helotiales; Helotiaceae. The record is from the annotation of a GenBank genome assembly.